AGUAUACACAAAAUCAGGUGCAAAAACGAAAUCUCCACCGGGAAAUCCGAGCUUGUGAUGUCGCAAGCUAGAGUGUACACUGACGUGAACGUUCAUCGGCCUCGGCAAUACUGGGAUUAUGAGUCUCUCGCCGUUCAAUGGGGAGAUCAAGAUGAUUAUGAAGUUGUUCGAAAAGUGGGGAGGGGAAAAUAUAGUGAGGUCUUUGAAGGUAUAAAUGUGGCAAAUAAUGAAAGAUGCAUCAUCAAAAUUCUCAAACCAGUCAAGAAGAAGAAGAUAAAGAGGGAGAUUAAGAUACUUCAAAACCUUUGUGGAGGUCCAAAUAUUGUGAAGCUUCUAGAUAUAGUUAGAGAUCAGCAUUCAAAGACGCCUAGCUUGGUGUUUGAAUUUGUGAACAACAAUGACUUUAGAACCUUGUACCCAACAUUGACUGAUUAUGAUAUACGCUACUACAUUUACGAGCUUCUGAAGGCUCUUGAUUAUUGCCAUUCACAAGGGAUAAUGCAUAGAGAUGUGAAGCCUCAUAAUGUGAUGAUUGAUCAUGAGUUACGGAAACUUCGGCUGAUAGAUUGGGGGCUUGCUGAAUUCUAUCACCCUGGCAAAGAAUACAAUGUCCGAGUGGCUUCAAGAUACUUUAAAGGGCCUGAACUACUUGUGGGCUUGCAAGACUAUGAUUACUCUCUAGACAUGUGGAGUCUUGGUUGUAUGUUUGCUGGGAUGAUUUUUCGUAAAGAACCAUUCUUUUAUGGUCAUGAUAACCAAGAUCAGCUUGUCAAAAUUGCCAAGGUCCUUGGUACAGAUGAGCUGAAUGCAUAUUUAGAACAUUACCAUCUUGAGCUGGAUCCUCAACUUGAUGCUCUUGUUGGAAGGCACACUAGGAAGCCCUGGUCGAGGUUUGUUAAUUCAGACAAUCAACAUCUCAUAUCACCAGAGGCUAUAGAUUUUCUGGAUAAGCUUCUCCUCUAUGAUCAUCAAAGUAGACUUACAGCCAAGGAAGCAAUGGAAAACCACAAAUCGAUGAGGUUUGUGGUAAAGCGAGGAUUAUACCGCAAUUGUUGACUUUGACUACGCCUAGAUCUGCUGUAAAUCCCUAAAAUUCAGGUACUUUUCAACUGUCUACUGUCAGUGUCAGAUUAGUAUCAUUCAAGAUUACGAUGCCAGGUGUUAACAGAGCUAAGUUCUCACUCCGGGCUAGCAUUUCAUUGGUUUGCUGCCCUCUUUGAUAGUUUUUUUUUACUCCAUAUUAGUUAUUGACUAAUUGCGUCUUCAUAGUUUUGAUGCACGACGUGUAGCUCAAAUUUUGCGUGCUCUUUUUGCUCGGCUUUUAUGAUUUCCUUUCAUCAAUGAGUAAUCUUGAUUCAAUAUACUGUCUUCUCUAUGCAUGCAUUUUGGUAUAUAUAUAUAUGGACAUAUGAUAGACGAAUGUGGAGAUAUGGAGAUGAAGGAGAAGAUAUUUAGGAUAAGAGAUACAAAUAAGCAACUUGUGGAAUUUGGUGUCCAAUCUUAGAUGUGGAAAUGGAAAAUCAAGUUUUGGUUUAUCUACCACUUUAAUGUUGCUUCUGAUGUUCAUUUUCCUCUAAUGAGUAGUGAAAGGGCUGAGAUUGUAAUCUUUCAGAUUGAUUAGUCUGGCAACUUACUACCAAAAUGUCGGUUUCGGUUUCUGACUCUUGUGGACCUUUGGAUUUAGGUUGGCUCUAUCCCAAUCUAGAGAUAUAUUUGAGCUCUCAACAAGAUUUAAUUAGGCUUGAAUUCAUGAAAUAUGGACAGACUAUUGCAUUUGUAUUUUUCAGAUAAUGUGCCGUUAAACUUUUUCUACCGUUACCAGAAAGUAGAGAAAAGAUCUGUAUCAACCGUUUACAUGUAGGAUUAAUUGUGGAGCAGAUUUGGGGAUAUCAAAACAUAUUUCCGUUUGAUGUGAAUUAACUUUGCAGGAGUAGUAGGAGCUGAAGAAUCUGAUCCAGCACAAGUGGUACAUUUCUCACUCUAUCUCCCUCUCUAAAGUCUAAACCUCUUGUUCAAGGAUUCUACAUUUCCAUUUCUUCAUCUGAAAAACCUUGGGAAAACAUAAAUUGUUUUUCUUCCUCAACUUGUAAUGUUUGUAUGUUUGAGACAUCGUAAAAGCUUGAAUGUAAUACAAAGUUAUCUCCUUGUACGGCUGAAUCUCUGGAUAAAGUUAUGAGGAUUUUGGAAUUGAGCUUUAUUAUGCAGCUCUAUGCAUACAUCAAAUAUCUUUGAGCACCGAAGUUAAUUGUUGAGUAACACAUGUGAGAAAACAAUGUAACCUUUGCUUUAUGGUAUUUUUGGAUUCUAUUAGCUCCUAGCACGUUUUUGAAUAUAUUUUUUAUGGGACUGAAUUGUUAUUAUUUGUUUCAUAUGCAAUACUGUUACUAUUUGAUUAAACUUUGUUUUCUGGCAGAAAAAUGACUGCAUGCAUUCAGUGAUUGAGCAUCAUUUCUAUGGAGAGUUCCAUUCAUAGAAAUGUGUCUCUAGUUACUUGUUUGUAUUCAUCUCUGAAAUUUCUUUGUAUUGGCAGAGACUCAAGAACUUAAAAUGAGACUUGUUUGUUUGAUUAUAAAAUAUUUCAAGGGAGCUUAACUUUCACAUAUAUGUUGAUUUGCAAGUUUGAAUACGAGAUGAAUUGUGCCAAGAAUUGUGGCGCAAAAUGCAUCAAAAACUACACGAGCAAAAAAGGGAGAUGGAAGAAAUGAUGAAGUAGUUUAUGACGUCCAAGCAACCCCAACGAUCAAGUCACACUCUUAAUUAUGAUGAUGAGUUGAUAUAUCUCAUGAACUCACUUGGAAACUCGACACUUCAUGUUUAUUUGUUAUUGAUUGAUUGUAUGGUGUAGCUAAAACGUGAUAUUGUGUAUAGGUUCUGAGAAAAAAAUAAAAUGAUGCUAAUACAGAUUCAGAAAGAUUACCAACGGAGGAA
Messenger RNA from Salvia splendens (bonfire salvia), 2928 nucleotides. RefSeq names its product casein kinase II subunit alpha-2. Lineage: Eukaryota; Viridiplantae; Streptophyta; Magnoliopsida; Lamiales; Lamiaceae. The transcript has 11 exons. Gene Ontology annotation, molecular function: ATP binding; protein serine/threonine kinase activity. Gene Ontology annotation, biological process: peptidyl-threonine phosphorylation; peptidyl-serine phosphorylation; regulation of cell cycle. The record is from RefSeq and is a predicted model, not a curated record. Gene Ontology annotation, cellular component: protein kinase CK2 complex; cytosol; nucleus. The coding region runs from base 58 to 1056 and encodes 332 amino acids.